CUUAUUACAGAAAGGGAUAAUUAUGUUUUGAUAUGGGUGAGGGUACGAGAGAUGGUGGGACAGGGAAGAAGACACUUACCCUGCUCUCACCAGUGGGAGGACCCCCACUCACCUACACCUGGCCACUCCAGCAACUUGUCAGAGGAAAAUGUGCUGUUGAUGAAGCUCACGAACUUCUUGACACAAUCCGGUGGGUUAUAAAGGAGCACCCUGUCCUCCGUGAGGGCCCCAUAGAAAACUCGACCAAAAACAUCGUCAUAUCAGAUUACGACUGCAUGAAGCAGCUGUGUGACAUGUAUAAUUCAGAAACGAAAAAGAUUUCCUGCCAGACGAACAGUACGAACAGGGAGCCAGCCUCUAAAGCUCUGCUACGCGUUAUAUUACACAGGACGUAUGCACACGCUGUGUUCGACCCUGAGAAACUAAACUCUUAUCAGCCUUUCUCGCCUGAGGUGUACGGCGAGACCUCGUUUGAGAUGAUAGAUCAGCUGAUGGAUGACGUGCCCUUCAAGACGGGAGCCACGUUCCUCGACCUGGGCAGUGGGGUUGGUCAGGUGGUGCUGCAGGUGGCUGCUAGUAAUAUUUGUAGGAUAUGUUACGGCAUUGAGCAGGCCGCUACACCGUGUUAUUAUGCCAAGGCGAUGGCGACGCAUUUCAUCAGAUGGAUGAAUUUCUUCGGAAAGCCAUUCAGCGAGUUUAAGAUGAUGGAGGGAGACUUUCUUGACGACAAGUACCGAGCGAUCCUACAGGACUCUAACACGAUCUUCGUGAACAACUUCGCUUUUGGGCCGAGCUUGAACCACAAGUUGAAGGAAAGAUUUGCUAAAUUCGCCGAGGGGGUGAAAAUAAUCUCCAGUUCGGAGUUCAGACCGAUCAACUUUAGGAUCACAACGAGGAAUAUUACUGAUGUCGGUACGAUAUUGCGGGUACGAGAAGUACACCCAAGAGUUCCCGGAUCUGUGAGUUGGACUAACAACGAUGUGUGUUACUUUAUUCACACUGUAGACAGAUCAUAUCUGGAGGAAUACAUGCGGCUACAGCGGGCCAAGUAUGGAGACAAGUUAGAAAGUCUCAUGAUAAACGCUGAUCGGAAGAUAAAAGAGCGGUGUGAGGACUACAAAGCUCUCCCUGCUUUGUCUUUAGAGAGUGAUCAUAGAACACAUCUGUUGUCAAACCUGACCGAGAUUGAGGUUCCUAAAGUCUCCUCAAUUGGGGACCUUCAUGAGCUGCUGAACUCGCAUCUGUCCGAGUACAUGUCCCAAUGUUCCUCCUCGUACGGUGAAGCAGCACUCCAGCUUGAGCUGGAACAGAGUAGGGUGUUGAAGGAGAGACUAGAGGAACAGUUGGACCACCUGGACAGGAAUGUUCACACUGAGGAGGAGCAGGUGGUCACCGCGCUGGAUAACCGCCUAGCUGAGCUGGGCAUCAAGUCACGUGACCCACAAGGUAUCGGCAAGGAGUUACUCUACCAGGUGACUGGGUUUAAGAUACUACACAAGCGCCUCGAUCGGCUGUCCUCUGAAGUUACAAACUAUCAGACCGCUAUCAAAUCGUCGCUGUUGCGGGAAGUUUCGACGUGGCGUGAUAACCACGAGCGGUACACGGAGUACUCGACUGAGGUUGGAAUCAAGCAGAGAGUUUACCAGGACGUGGUAUCACAAUUACCUGGUUACGAUUUCAAGAGUCUGGCGUCCGUCUGCCAAGAGACAGCUAAAGGAUACAAGGACAGGACGAAAUCUUUGUCCAAAAUACUGCUCAGUAUUGAGAGUUUAGAGAAAGAUAAUCUGCAGUUGGAAAAAGAACUUGCAGUCAAAAGAGAAAAGUUGGCGGCUAAAAAGAGAGUAGAGGAAAUGGCUUCUGCCGCUGCAGCUGCUGAGGCUGCAAGAUUGCUACCAACUCUUCCACCUAAACCAGCAAUCAAACCCGAAUUGGUUGCCGCCAAAGCCGUAACCAUACCUUUACCCAUGUCUGUACCUGAACCUGUACCUGUAGCAGCAACAGUCAAACCCAGGGAGCCUAGCCAACCUAAACCUCAACUCAUAGGUCCACCCAAACUACCUCUAACUGCGCACCCUACCUCCCACGCUACCUCACACCCUGUUAAAAUACCCACAGAGCUGACGAAGCCUCGUCCAAAGCCCUCUGUCGUAAUCGAGCAGCCCAUCACAGACGUUCUUGUCCGCCCUGAUAUGAAGGACAGCGCCGGUAUGUCCCACCUAGAUGCUAUCCUAGCUAGGAAUGGUCUGGGACACUACAUCGGGAACGAUUAUAACACGAAGAGACCAGAGGAGUACCUGCUAGCUCAGGGACAUGAGCAGUACAGGCGGAGGGAGAGGUCCGAGACUAAAAGUGGGGAGAACACACCCAGCAGACCAAGUAGUACUACUAGCAACAUUUCUCAUCGGAGUAUUCUUCAGCAGCAGCACAAACAGAUCAACAAUAUCAACUCGCUUUUGAUUCAGCAGCAAACGAUGGCUCAGCGUGAACAGAAAAUGGCGGUGGGUAAUGACCUUGGUGGCACCUUGGCAGCACUGCGGAACCCUGACAUGAUACCGCGGAACGAGCAAGCCCUCCUCAACGAACAGAUGAUGCACAUUGAGACACCAGCACGAGGAGAGCUGAAACAAACAGAAGAGAAAGUGCUGUCGAGUGGCACUGUGCCAGCUAAAUAUCCUGGCUCCAACCCAGGCAGUGGGUACAAGGAGAAAACUUCAAUGCUGAAAACUACCAGUCCUCGGUUGCAGCUGACGACACAAACAAGCAACGCAAAAACAACAGUUCUAGUGCCCCAUUACAUGCUGGGAAACAACAAGGACUCAACCACGGCUGAAACCAUGAUGGCAGUAAAACCCUCGAACGCCUCCACCCCCGGGUCUGCCUCCUCUUCCGCUAUCAAGAGUACUCCAAUCCCCAAAUCUGGGAGCACUGGAUCCAGUCUUCCCUCUACUGCAUCGAGCCAACUCAGUGCCACUAUCUCUCAGCUUGGCUCGUCCAGUUCCUCCUAUUUCAGUGCGUACGGUUCUACCGCUGAUCCCCUGGCUCAGAAACCUGGUGAUCAGAACUACCCUGGUCCUCCACCGCCUGCUAAACCUACCAGUACUGAACCACCAAAAGCUCAGAUACCUAAGCCCAAGCACAAAUACCCCUUUCAGUAUCUCAAUCAGGUGUACAUCACUGGUUACGCCAUCAUGAUCCACACUUUGAAGGCGCAGUAUCCAAACCUGAGACCUGAACUGUUCAACGACUUACUAUCCAGAUCCAAUUUCAACCCCUACACGUACUUCGAGUACCUGAAGAAGCUUGAUAACUUUGAGAUGACGUUGGAAUCAUUUUACGAAAUGCGACCCGAUCUUGGCGAGAAAUGCAAGACUCGUGCUCAAAGAUUAGCUGAAAAGCAAGCGGCUCAGAAAUUGCCAGAGAAAGGAACCACGCCGCAGUCUGCAACACCUACAGUUCCAGUACCGAGCACUUCCUUACCGAUAACUUCAAGUGCCAACAACGCUCCUCCGGUCCCUCCUCCUAGGCCAGCCAAAGAGCCCCAGAUAUCCAUUCCAAGAAACAACAGUAACACAACGAUUAUUGAGUCAUAUAUUUCCUCCAAGGGUCCUCCUGCCCCUAUCAAUAGUGGUCCUCAACCACCACCACCCGGUCUGAUCACCACUGAACUGAGACUCACCAAACCUAGCCGGGACCUCAAAUCUCCCCCUCAUCAGUUCCCCUUUAAAUCUCCUAAUUCGUCAAUCCACUAUCCAGGGGAGAGUCCCAACAAAACCUCUCCUGCUAAGAGACCUGAAUGUUCACUCCAAUAUCACCAUCUCUCACUUGAGUCCUUCAAGAACGAGCCAAAGAACAAGGUGAGACGCAGAACACAAGUUCGGAUGUCAAACAGAGGAAUUCCAGUGAAUCUGAAAAGAUAAGUCCUACAAAGAAGGAGGCAAAAAGGACAGAUGACGUCACAGAAACGGCCAUGAUGAUGCUUCAGUUACAGCAGAGCAUACAGCAGAAGCAUACCAUGCAGAAGAAACCCGAGGCCGGGCAGUUACCCGAAAACCCAAGAGCGGAGCUAGAAAGGCAGCUAGCUCAAUCGGAAAACCAACUGGUAUCCUCCGGCGACAACAAGCCUAGGGAGCAUUCCUCUUACAGACACGAUCGACCAAAACACAACUCUGGAGCAAGUGGGAGACACGAACCAUACCCCAAGGACCAUGUUUACCGAACUAACUACAACAAAAUACCCGAGCAAGCUCCCAAGACCAUGAUGUCGAGAUCUCUCCCCGAGUACCCCAAUAACACCCAGGUACAGGAGUACGGGAUGAAAAUGAAUGCUCAGUACCGUGAACAAGUCCCUCCUUAUCGAAGUAGAGAAUCUUCUGGUCAGCACGCUCAUGGUGAUGCGGAGGGGAAGAGUAGAGAGGAGACGGCUCGUGAUUUAUCGGGGAUCAGCCGGAACGGGCAUAUUUCUGAUCCGAAAGGCCCUAAAGUGAGCGAUCCUACUAAAGAAAGAUCCCGAGACUCGUUUCAGUAUCAGUAUAGCAGUGAUACUCCUAACCAACUUGUCCGAACCUCCAACUUUCAUUCCAGAGAGGGUAAUGCGGGUUAUAGGGAGCAACAUGUGCAGAGGGAGCAACACCUCAACCGGGAGGGACAUUCGGUGAGGGAACCUCAUCGCGAGUCCAACUCUCUUCCACCUCAAGGACACGUACAACGUGACCCAAACGGUACGGUCCGGGAAAACCAUGUCCAGGGCCGUGAUGUCCAGAGCCGUGAUCUCCAAAGGGAUCCUCAACAACCCGCUCCACGCCGUGAUCCUAACGUGACCCUCAGUAGAGGCUCAUCUCGUGAACAUCCUCGUAACCAAAACAGAGCACCACCUGCCGCCCAACCACAAACUCCACUGCUGUCCAACCACCGGGACUCGAGCACCAACAACAGAGAGCAUUCUCUCACCAGGCCGGUCUCAAAACACGAAAAGGUAUCGCCGAAGGAGAAAGAGAAAAGCACCCCCAAGAUGCCCGAUUUGAACAAGCCCGCAUCUUACAACAGCAUGGACCAUUUGAAGCACCUGGAGUUGCAGAAAGAGUUGAAACUAACCGCUACAGCUUCUGCAAAACCACCCCUUCACAAUCCUAGGACGCACAUGAUAACCAGCGCCAUCCCUCCUCCAGAACUGAAGAAAGCUAGAAACUUCAAGGACGUCCAUCCCCGCGAUCUUCCCAGCCAGCCUCCAGAAAUGAGAAUAGCCCCGACUCACAUUGAUUCCAGGUCAAGCUACGUUUCUCAUCAGGCGGGGAACCUACCUCAUCCAGUCAACAACCGUCCCGAGGAACGGAAGAAGUCUGAGGAAAAGAAGCGGACAGAUGAUAAAGUGAAACUUGUUGAUCACUCGGUGAAGAAACACACUGACAUCCCAACAAGGAAGUCUGUCGAGCCCUUUCCCCAUCCCGAAGAAACGAACAACAAUGAUUUGAAGAGAAAAAUCGAGGUAAAAACUGUUCCAUCCGUGAAGAAGAGUUCGGUCAAGGAAAACCCAAAAUUAGCUGUGGUGACGAAGACUUCAGAUGGCAAAUCUCGACCUAAUCAGGACCAUAGAUCACGCGACGAUCUGGGUAAACACUUGCACACCUCCAGGAUAAGGGAGGAGCAGGUGUCUAAAGCGAGGGAGGAAAAAGCGCGGGAGGAAUCUCGGCUCAGAGAGGAGCAGCAUAAAGCUUUAGCAGCAUCUGCCAGCCUCGCCUUCGAAUUUAAAGGAUCCCCAGAACCUCCUGCAAGACCAAAGUUAUCAUCGGAAUACAACUCUCGCCCGAAAACGCUGGCCCCAAACGAGUACAACCCUGCCCGCUCAAAGCCGCCCUCCGUUGACGCCACUCCCCGAACAGAAGACCCUGCCAGUUCCCCCGAGUUAGUGAUCGAGGAAGAGGAGAAGACAGAACCUACUGUCAAAGCGAUCCCCGACUCUUCACGUCACUCCCCUGAUUCAUCCUCAUGCGUCAACAAGAAUACUAACGGUGCCAAUCGCAUAACUAAUGGUGGUAGCAGUGUGUUGGGUUACGACCUUGAGGACGUUUCUCCUCCUUCGACCUCCCCCGACCACCCAAAACGCGACAUAACGCAAGAUGCUCUAAUGGAGUCGUUCGUAAACAAUAAGCGCCGCAGAGUUGAUCAAACUUACAACCACCACGAGAAUUCUAACGAGCUCAAAUUAACAUCUGAGCACCAGAAAGUUGACGAGAAGCCCAAGGAGCUCAACAAACAUUCUAAAUUCUCGUUCUCCAAUUCAAUCGAGCGGCCUAGGGAAGACAAGUCAUAUCUUUCGACUAACGGAACGCUCCUGAAAACUAGGGAGGACUUAGCAUACGGCCAGGAUCCGGUAUUCAACCACACGAAGAGCGAAACUCGACCAAGUUUUGACGAGCGACCAAUUCAAUCUCAGGACCUGAGCAGUUCCUCGACGGAUUUAUCGAACACUGAUAACAAAAGUUAAUGAGUAAAUAUGGAGCCCCCUUGUACGUUGUCCUUAUCGUUAUUGUUUGACUGAAAUUUUGUCUUGUUUGUUGAUAGAAUGGGAAGCCCCAAAAUAUAUUUUCCCUUGGAAAAGGAACAUAUUAAACCCCAUACCUUGGAAUGCAGAAUAUGUAUCAACAGUACCACGUGCCAUGUGUUUAUGACGUCAUGUGGCGGCGCUAUGACGUUAUUUGAUGUUAUUAUGACGUCAUAUGUGACGCUACCGUGACGUUGUAUCGUGCUGUCGUUUCUCGAUGUACCUCUAUUUUUUGUGUCAUGUGCACUGUAUUGUUUUUUGUGUGAUUUUUAACGUGUAACAUUUGAUUUCAAAUGAGUUUAAUUAUAUAUUUACUGGUAGCCUGGUAGUUUAUUUUUUAAGUGUAUUCCACAGAAAGUUCACAUAACAUUUAUUAGAAUUUUCUCUAUGAUAAUGUAAAUUUUAUCGAGUUUUUGAAUAAAUCUUUUGUCUCGAAAAUCUGAAACUUACUCAUGCAGCCGAAAUUUGUUGAGUUCAAAGAUCUCAGCAGAUAUUAGAUAAAGAAUCGGAUGUUUUGGAUCGUCUGAGGAAAUACAUAAAACGUAACGCCCACGAAUCAACGAAAUUUAAAAUUUGUGAACCUUUUUGUGUAAUAAUUUAUAUCCAUGCUUUAACAUGUUAUGCCCAUCAGUUAGCAUGAAUAAUGAAUAUAACAUUUUGUUGUUAAAGAAUUAAAAGAGGAAAAUAACUUAAGUAAUAACUGAACUUAAGUAAUAACUAAACUUAA
Molecule: messenger RNA, 7265 nt
Organism: Bolinopsis microptera
Lineage: Eukaryota; Metazoa; Ctenophora; Tentaculata; Lobata; Bolinopsidae
Exons: 17
Coding region: 33-3917 (1294 amino acids)
Biological process (GO): DNA damage checkpoint signaling; regulation of transcription regulatory region DNA binding; DNA repair
Cellular component (GO): nucleus
Molecular function (GO): histone H3K79 methyltransferase activity
Source: RefSeq, a predicted model, not a curated record